AUGUCUACUGGCCUCAUGCAUCGCACAGCCCUGUCAUUCGUCCAACAUCUCAGUAAUCUCAAGCCUAUUGAAGUCAAGUCUGAAGAUGCUGCAACCUUUGAACUGGAAAUGGAGCUCAAAGACCCUAACAGUCGCAUUUUUCUGUACAAGGAUGGUGUGAUGAUUCCAUUCAGCAAAGAAGCUGAAGGAGAAAUGAAGCACGGUCUGAAACAGGUUGGCAAGAAAUAUAUCUUCACUGUCAAAAAUCUCAAAGCCGAAGAUGCCGGAAUCUAUCAAGUUGAUGUUGAGGGUGUCAAUAUCUUUUCAACGGAUUUCAAGAGUACUUCCCCUGUGGACUUUGCCCUGAAGAUUAAGGAGGUGACGGCCCAAGAGAGAGAGGAUGCCCUCUUUGAGUGCGUCUUAACUCAGCCCAUGAGUGAAAUCGUUUGGACCUUAAAAAAUGUCCCUAUCUCUAACAGUGAGAAAUAUGAGAUUACUUCUACAGAGGACAAGCUGAUCCACCGUCUGAAAAUCAUUGACUGUAUGCCUUUGGAUGCUGGAAUCUAUGCUGCUAUAGCCGGCAUUAAGUCUUGCAAUGCCUGGUUGAUUGUAGAAGCUGACAAAGAUCCUGCAUCAAAGGGCAAGAAAAAAGCUCGUAAAACCACUCAGGCAGGUGGCGGUGGUGAUGACCUGCUGAAGAUUGCUGCUGAGCAGGCCGAGAAGAACAAGAGGGAGAUAGCAGAAGCUAUGGAGGCUGCAAAGAAACUCCAGGCUGAGCGAGACGCAGCAGAAGCAGAAGCCAAAGCCAGAGCGGCAGCUGAGGCCGCAGCAGCACAAGCGGCUGCAGCCACAGCGGCUGCCGCUGCUGCUAAAGCUGCACAAGAAGCUCUAGCUGCAGCUAAAGCCAAAGGUAUAUCUGAGGCUGAAGCUAAAGCCGCAGCAGACGCAGCAGCACGGGCUGCAGCAGCAAAAGCAAAAGCCCAAGCGGAGGAAGAGGCCAGGAAACAAGCUGAACUCAAUGCCUUGAAUAAAGGUCUGAGUGCUGAGGAAGCUGCAGCAGCGGGGGCUGCGGCGGCAGCUGCAUUGUCUAAACAGGCAGCAGCUGCGGCAGCAAAGCUUGGGAAGGCUGGAGGUGCAGGUGGAGCUGGAGGUGAUGGUGCAGCAGCAGUAGGUGCAGUGUGGGCUGUGGGAGCUACUGGAGAAGGAGGAGCUGGUGGAGCUGGAGGAGCUGGAGGAGCUGGUGGAGCUGGAGGAGCAGGUGGAGCUGGAGGAGAAGGUGGAGCUGGAGGAGCAGGUGGAGCUAAUGGAGCUGGAGGAGCAGGUGGAGAAGGUGGAGCCGGUGGGGCUGGUGGAGAAGGUGGAGCUGGUGGAGCCGGAGGAGCCGGUGGAGAAAGUGGAGCUGGAGGAGCUGGUGGAGAAGGUGGAGCCGGAGGUGCUGGAGAAGCUGGAGCUGCUGGUGGGGCUGGUGGGGCUGGAGGAGCUGACGGUUCUGGGGGAAAUGGUGGUGAUGAUGGAGAUAAAGGAGGAAAGAAGCGUCAGAGGGAAGGACCUCUUGUACCGGAGACUGUUGUAGGAAACAUACUCAGCCCAGUUGCAGAAGUGAGCAGGAAGGAAGGAGAGGCCAAGAGCCGCACUCGAGUAAGACAAGGCCCACUGAUACCAGACACGGUGAUUGGAGGAAGUAACCCAUCAGAUAAAGAAACCCCAUCAGAUAAACAGAACCCAUCAGGUUCUGAAAAUCCUUCGGGUAAUGGUAACCAAUCAGGUUCAGGAAACCCAUCUGGUUCUGACAACGCUUCAGGCUCUGCAAACCCAUCAGGGUCUGGAGCCGCAUCGGGUUCUGGAAGCCCUUCAGGUUCUGGGGAUCCACCAGGCCCUGGGAAGCCACCAGGUCCUGGAGGUCCAUCAGAUGGCAGCACUGAAGCUACAGAUGAAGAAAAAGGUGCUCAGAAUGAAAAGGAUGAGUCAGCUAAAGCUCGCAGGCGUUCAGAGCGUAAAAAACAAGGCUCACAGGUUCCGGAAAAAGUUGUUGAUCCUGGUGUUUACUUCGCUGCUGGGCUGGAAGACUGCAAAGUUAUUAUAGGAGAGGAGGCUGAACUGGUCUGCAAACUCAGCAGUGCUGAUUGCGAGGGCGUCUGGUCCAAAGAUGGCACAGAGAUUACUGCUUCCUCUGAGGGAAUGGCAAUCAGUAAAGAUGGAGCCACUCACAAACUAAAAAUUGACAAAGUAACAGAAGAAUUUGCUGGAACUUAUCGAUUUGAGGCUGAUGGGCGUAAAACUGAAUGCUCGAUUGCUGUUGAAGAUCCACCAAGAUUUGAUGGUGCGGAACUUGAAACGUUUGCCAAACCAAUUGUCAUCAAACACAAUCAAAAAGCCACUUUCAAAAUCCCAUACAUUGGACGUGAGCCAUGCAAAAUUCAGUGGUACAAAGAUGGCGAAGAGCUCGCAUCAGACUCUCACUGCAAGAUUGAGAUCACGGAAGGUGAGAGCCGUCUACUUCUCACCAAACUGCAACGUAAAGACACUGGGGAAAUCAAAAUCAAAAUCAAAAACGAGUUCGGCACAGUGGAAGCCAUUUCUAACCUAGUUGUUCUUGAUAAACCAACUCCCCCGCUUGGACCUCUGGAGAUUGUUGAAGCAUCUUCCAACUGCGUCGAGAUCAAGUGGAGACCACCAAAAGACGAUGGUGGUUGUACUAUUCAGCAUUACAUACUUGAGCGCAACCAAAUUGGACGCAAUACAUGGAAAAAGAUAGGCCAGAUUCCAGGGCAAGCCCACUACAAAGACACGGAUGUUGACCAUGGCAGGAGAUACUGCUACCGUAUCAGAGCCCAGACUGAUCAGGGUACCAGUGAACUGAUGGAGACUGAGGAUGUACAGGCUGGCACUAAAGCAUACCCUGGUCAGCCAUCUGCUCCUAAAGUAGCCAGUGCCUUCAAAGACUGCAUUAACCUAACAUGGGCUCCUCCAACCAACACUGGAGGAACCAAUAUUUUAGGUUAUAACUUGGAGAAACGCAAGAAGGGCAGCAACUUGUGGGGCCACGUAAAUCCACCUGAUCAGCCAAUUCAAGCAAAGAAAUAUGCUGUAAAAGAUGUAGUCGAAGGAAUGGAGUAUGAAUUCCGUGUCUCCGCCAUCAACAUAUCGGGAUCUGGUGAACCAAGUGUCCCCUCAGAAUUUGUGUUUGCAAGAGAUCCAAAAAAGCCCCCUGGUAAAGUUGCUGACCUUAAAGUGACAGACUCCAGCUACACAACCCUCUCCUUGUCAUGGACUAAACCAAAAGUUGACCCCGGGGUUCAGGAUGAGGCCAAGGGAUACUUUGUUGAUAUUAGGCUUGCUGAGAACCAAGAUUGGGAUCGAUGCAACCCACAUGCAGUCACAAUGACCUCCUUCACUGCAAAGAGAAUGAAAUCAAUGGCCAUGUAUUGGGUAAGAGUAAUCGCCGUCAAUGAAGGUGGAGAAGGUGAGCCAAAGGAAUUGGACAACUACAUCUUGGCAAUGCCUCCACCAGUGCGACCAAAAUUCACUGAUGUCAAGAUCAAGAGUUUCAUGGUGGUUAGAGCUGGAAAUUCUGCACGUUUCAACAUCAACUUUGAGGCUUCCCCAUGGCCCGAUGUCAUCUGGCUGAAAGAUGGUAUCCCUGUGUCCAAACGUGCCACUAUUAGUAAUGCAGAGGGAACCUCUCAGAUCCUGAUCCCGUCUGCAGAGCGCUCAGAUACAGGAAUCUACACCAUCGUAGUCAAGAACAUUGUGGGACAAGAGACCUUCAGUAUUGAGAUUAGAGUCACAGAUGAGCCAAAGCCUCCAGGUCCCAUAGAGUUGGAUGAGAAUGUUCCGGGCACAGUGACAGUUUCCUGGGAACCUUCCCCUGACGAGAAGCGUGAUGAUCGCCUGCAUUACAUGGUGACCAAAAGAGACUCCAGCAAGAGAACCUGGCACACUGUAGCAGACCGUAUCUUCAACAACCGCUUCACAGCCUGCAACAUCAUGCCAGGGAGGGAAUACCAGUUCCGUGUCUACUCCAAAAAUGACAUUGGCCUAUCUGCCCCUUCAGAGUCAACAAAAUGGCUAAUCACAUCCAAGAAAGAAAAAUUCACGCUGAACAUCCCAGAGUCCAAGACCUGCAAUUUGGAGAGCGCCCCAAGGUUUAUGGUCUCCUUGAAGAUCCACACAGCUCCACAAGGCUAUGAGUGCUACAUGAGCUGCGCUGUGAGGGGUGACCCAACACCCCACGUCACCUGGUACCACAACAACGUCAGCCUGAACACCAACACCAACUACCUCAUCACCAACACCUGCGGCGUCUGCUCCAUGCUCAUUCUCAGGGUUGGAGCUAAAGACAUGGGCGAAUAUAAAGUCAUUGCUGAGAACCCGCUGGGAAGAGCCGAGUGCUCGACCAAUCUUGCAGUGAGAGAUUAAAAUUAUGAUGAUGAAGGACAUCAAAACCGAUGUGUUGGUGUUGUUGUUUUUUCUGGAUUUUAGGCCCUCUGUAGAAUUACACCAUCGAGUAAUUUUGAAGAAAGAUAUGAAAGCACUAUGCACCGUGUGGCCUUAUUAGACAAAAAUGAUAGAAUCAAAUGCAUGUUUAAAGCAUAUAGUCUUACUCUUUAAACCUGGAAAUGUAAACCCUACAGCAUGUGUUGUGCUGCUUGGGUGGCUGAUGCCUAAUACACUGUGUUUACCUAAUCUUGUUUGCCAAUGAUUUUACUUAAGCGUAGAUUGGGGGUGGGUUGAGAGGUUUUAUUCUUGUACGCAAUUUAAUUUAUUAAUUUAUUUAUUCUUUGCUUUUGUGUUUCUGCUCUGUUCCUUCACACUUUUGCAAAUUCGAUUACACAUUAUUACACUUAAAACAAAAUGUAGUGUUGAUUUCCUGCAUCCAUCUUGUAUUUUCUUGCUUGCAUGGAAAAUUGUAAAAGAAGCAAAAGGCUUCUUCAGAUAUGCUUAAUCAACAGAAGUGGCUUGGUGUAAAUAAAUAAAAUAUCCAGGUUUUUUGAACAGA
Messenger RNA from Danio aesculapii, 4978 nucleotides. Its product is annotated as immunoglobulin-like and fibronectin type III domain-containing protein 1. Bases 1 to 4398 code for a protein of 1465 amino acids. NCBI's taxonomy places the organism in Eukaryota, Metazoa, Chordata, Actinopteri, Cypriniformes, Danionidae. The transcript is spliced from 19 exons. The record is from RefSeq and is a predicted model, not a curated record. Gene Ontology annotation, molecular function: protein binding.